Sapajus apella (tufted capuchin) is the source of this 2283-nucleotide messenger RNA. RefSeq names its product keratin-associated protein 9-1-like. The transcript is spliced from 3 exons. NCBI's taxonomy places the organism in Eukaryota, Metazoa, Chordata, Mammalia, Primates, Cebidae. Gene Ontology annotation, cellular component: keratin filament. The coding region runs from base 1318 to 1812 and encodes 164 amino acids. The record is from RefSeq and is a predicted model, not a curated record.
AAUAUAUUCAGUAAAUCUCCCGAGCUACAGAUAGAUUCCCCUAAGUUCUUUGACUUCAGGAUAAUUACUCCUAAACAAAUAGGAACUCUCUUCUUUGCCUUCUGCUCUGCUGACAUGAAGAGUGUAAAAUGACAGGGCAAUAACUAUUACUUUUGAUUAUGCAAAAGAAAUUGAGAAGAAAAUAUUCUCAUUUUAAUUCACACAGAAGUAAAAAAGAAAAAGCCAAAUUGGACUACAGUGUUACAACUUGAUAGAAGGAUUAUCUGUUUGGGGUAAUGAGUAAGAGAAUAUAAUCUAAAUGGGAUGAAUUUCUGUUUCCUAACCUGGUAAUGGAAUCAGAUGCAUUUACAAAGCAAUCUCAAGUCAGAAAUUAAAAAUUGGCAUUCUUCCUAAAUGAAUCAUGUACCUGAAAAAUGUUUAAACAUGUUACAACUCCAGACAAAUCAGGUGGCAUCUCAACUAACUUAAUUCCUUCAUGAAAAGAAAUACAGAAGAAAUGGCACUGACUGUGCUGGUAACCAGGCUUAGGGCUGAGACACGGCUCAUGCUGGCUGGUCUGAAUCUAAAGCAGUUAUGUCAGAGAAAGUCCUACAUUCUAUUCCUGGUAAGCCCUCACUCCCAGACAAAUCAGAAUGAAUGGUCACCCCAGGGCAAAGAGUGCUUGAUGCUAUCUAAAUCCCAGUGGACUUCUCCUUGUACCCACCUACUUCAAUUCUUCUCUGCCACAUAGAACACACGGUGCCAAACACCCUCUUCCCAAGUGAUUUUGGUGGAACUGAAAGACACAGGUGACGUGUUCUACAGAGAGAUGCCUGUUAGACUUGAAUCAGACUUUGGUAGCUGAGCAGUUUUGGGCACAGACAUGGCUUCCUUUGGUCACUGUAAAAAUAUGAUCAUCACACUUUUCCCCGCAGACACUUCCCAAUCUACAUACAGCCAAGGAAGGAGGUUGGUAGAGAGAACUUGAGCCUCCCAGUCACCAGAAACUAUCACAUGACCAGAAGAUGGUCAGAGCAGGAACCAUGCUGAUGAUGGCACGGGCUUCCUUUUAUCUGAAACAAAGUUUCUGUGAGUAAUUCACAAUUAAGAAACAGAUUAAACCCUUACCUUCAAAAGAUUCAUAAGAUUUUAAAAACAACUUCCCCUUUGACAAUCCCAAACGGACUGUGGAAAACAAUGUAAACAACAACAAGGAAAAGUCCACCUGAUUGGUGGAAACUUUGGAGGCCACCUGUUUAAAAGGCCCAGAUUGGAAGGAGUCACCAGAUUCUGGGAAACUCACCUCUGAACAGGAGCCCACCCUCCACCCCUGACACCAUGACCCACUGCUGCUCCCCUUGCUGCCAGCCUACGUGCUGCAGGACCACCUGCUGCAGGACCACCUGCUGGAAGCCCACCUGUGUGACCAGCUGCAGCAGCACACCCUGCUGCCAGCCCUCCUGCUGUGUGUCCAGCUGCUGUCAGCCUUGCUGCCGCCCAACUUGCUGUCAAAACACCUGCUGCAGGACCACCUGCUGCCAGCCCCUCUGUGUGACAUGCUGCAGCCAGCCCACCUGUGUGACCAGCUGCUGCCAGCCCUGCUGCCGCCCAGCCAGCUGUGAGACGACCUGCUGCAGGACCACCUGCUGCCAGCCCACCUGUGUGACCACCUGCUGCCAGCCUACCUGUGUGUCCAGCUGCUGCCAACCUUCCUGCCAUCCUCCAUCUCAUAUGGUGCUUUGUUUUAGGACCACCUGCUGCCAGCCCACCUGUGUGUCCAGCUGCUGCCAGCCCACCUGUGUGACCAGCUGCUGCCAGCCUUGCUGCUGCUGAUCAGUUCCCAAAAGGACCAUCAUCCUCACAAGACAAUGUUCUGGCAACCUUCUGUCCUCCACUUGGAGGACAAAUUUCCUUUCAAACUUUGCUGACAACCAGCAUGUUCACUCUAAUUUUUAUGACUUCUCUGCAUGUUUAAAAUUUUCUGAGUGAGCUUGAUUGAGGGCAGAUUACUUCAGCCUGAUUCUCUCUUUCUUUACACUUUUUGGACCAUGUGCUAGCUUCAUGUAUUUUCAAUUUGGAGUCAUGGUCUCAGCUUGACUCUAAAAUCAAAAGCUUCAUUCUCUUUCUCUAAGAAACUUAGUUUUUGUAAGUGAUCAAUAAUCUUUACAGUCUUUUACAUUUUCAAUGUCCUCCUCAUGGCUCUUGUAUACUUCUUCUUUUCAUGAUUUCUUUUGGUUAUCUCCCUAGAAAGAGGGAUUUUUGCCUAUAUAUAUCUUAAUAAACUCAAAGCCAUUCUUCAUCUUA